Microcebus murinus (gray mouse lemur) is the source of this 1172-nucleotide messenger RNA. RefSeq names its product sushi domain containing 3 (gene SUSD3). Gene Ontology annotation, cellular component: plasma membrane. Lineage: Eukaryota; Metazoa; Chordata; Mammalia; Primates; Cheirogaleidae. The record is from RefSeq and is a predicted model, not a curated record.
CCCGCUCCCUGUCCCGGGUAGGCUCGGCCAAGCGCCGCUGAGCGCCCAGGAUGCGCAGGGCGGCAGCGACCCUGCGCGGCAAGGCGAAGCCUCGGGGGCGGGCCGGGGGCUCCACGGCUGCCCCAGGCAACCGCACAGGCACGUGCGCUCAGCUGCCGCUGCCCCCAAAGGGCACCUUCCAAGUCCUUCGUGGCGAUGGCGCUUCUCUGGGGACCGUGCUUCUUUUCCACUGUCCCUCUGGUCACCAGAUGGUGGGGUCUGGCCUCCUCACCUGCGUCUGGAAGGGGAGCGUCGCUGAGUGGUCUUCAGGAACCCCCGUGUGCAAGUCUGUGCCGCCACACGAGACCUUCGGCUUCAAGGUGGCUGUGAUCGCUUCCAUCGUGAGCUGCGCCAUCAUCCUGCUCAUGUCUAUGGCCUUCCUCACCUGCUGCCUCCUCAAGUGCGUGAAGAGGAGCGAACGGCGGCGCUCUGACAGGACGGCCCAACUGUGGUACCAGCUGAGAGGCGAGGACUUGGAGACGGUGCAGGCCUCCUACCUCGGCCUCAAGAACUUCAGCAGCAGCAGCAGCAGCAGCAAGGCCAGGAGCCGGACGGCGCAGGCGCACUACAACCACAGCUUCACCACAGACCCUGGCGAGAGCACCAGUGAGCUGGCCAGUGUGACCCACGCCAUGGACAAGAACCCCUGGACUCCUGGGCCCAGAGUUCUGAGCCCCAGCGCCCCCCCUAGCUCACCUCGAGCCCAGGUGAUGGUGCAUACGGUGAACCCAGGACAGACCCUGCCUGCCGCUGGGCUGGCCGCGGCAAUGCCGAGACAGCCUGCAGCGUACACCCCAGGGUGACUGGGCGGCGGCAGUGCCCACCCUGACCCUGGGAAGUCAACUACAACUCGACACGUGUCCAGCUCGAGACUGGUCAGUGACAUCAGCUUCCAGGUGUAGGGACCCCUUGGGGCCAGGCUGACACCAAAGGCUGAGGACCCAGCAGGGAGUAUUGUCCCAAGGGAGCCCGGCUGUGGUGAUUUUUAUAAUUACGGCUGACUUGAAACUGCUGCUGAGGUUAAGAUACUGGCAGCAGCCUCCCUCCAGCUAGGGUUCCUUUAUGGAGACUAGGAGAUGUUUUUAGCAAAUCUAGUUUUGCAUAGUACAAUAAACUUCUUUUCAGCAACUACA